ACAUGGUAGGUUUUCUCUUGACGUUAGGUUAGCUGUUUAUUCUCUAUAUAACACACUGUGUUUUAUUUACAUUUCCUGAUAUUCGAGUAUGCUUCAUAAUUGAACGUCAGAGAUGGGUUCGACUUCAAAAAUGACACACACGGUUUUUCUGAGUGUCAUCUUCAGCCUGAUAGCCGUGGUUUCUGGCCGCAGUCCACGCACUGUGGAUCAGGUGUCGGAAGCGGACAUCCAGCGCCUGCUUCACGGUGUAAUGGAGCAGCUGGGCAUCGCGCGGCCCCGGGUCGAAUAUCCCGCGCACCAGGCCACCAACAUAGUUGGUCCUCUCAGCAUCCAAGGUGGUGCUCAUGAGGGGCUCCAGCAUCUCGGGCCGUAUGGGAACAUCCCUAACAUUGUAGCAGAGUUAACAGGGGACAGUGUUCCCAAAGAUUUCAGCGAGGACCACGGUUAUCCUGACCCUCCCAACCCUUGCCCCCUUGGAAAGACUGCUGCAGAUGGGUGUUUAGAAAAUUCUCCAGACACUGCAGAGUUCAGUCGAGAGUUCCAGAAACAUCAGCACCUUUUUGACCCAGAGCAUGACUAUCCUGCACUGGCCAAGUGGAAUAAAGGACUGUUGUAUGAAAAACUGAAGGGUGGGCCAAAGAGAAGAAAAAGGAGUGUUCCAAAUCCAUAUCUGAUGGGACAGAGGCUGGAUAACGUGGUGGCCAAGAAAUCAGUGCCACAUUUCCCAGAGGAGGAUGAGGUUGAAACCGCUACAAGCAAUAUCAAGACCUGAACAUCAUGUUGAUCAUAAAAUCUGUAUAAUCAACAUAACUUAUCAGUUUCACAGUAAAGUAAGCACCAAAUGAUGUGUGAUAUUCAACUGAAUCAUAUUAUUAAUAGAGCAACAAAUGAUGAUUGUAUAACAUUAAUGAAUAUUCUCUUGACGCAACUUUUGUUGUAACACUAUAUAAUCAAAUAAAAUGAUGUAUAUCUUCAUGUGCAGAUAAUUUGAAA
Molecule: messenger RNA, 993 nt
Organism: Danio rerio (zebrafish)
Lineage: Eukaryota; Metazoa; Chordata; Actinopteri; Cypriniformes; Danionidae
Gene: scg5
Product: secretogranin V
Biological process (GO): neuropeptide signaling pathway
Cellular component (GO): secretory granule; extracellular region
Source: RefSeq, marked validated